Messenger RNA from Aspergillus heteromorphus CBS 117.55, 3114 nucleotides. RefSeq names its product putative mitochondrial translation initiation factor IF-2. The record is from RefSeq and is a predicted model, not a curated record. Lineage: Eukaryota; Fungi; Ascomycota; Eurotiomycetes; Eurotiales; Aspergillaceae. Gene Ontology annotation, molecular function: translation initiation factor activity; GTPase activity; GTP binding. The transcript is spliced from 4 exons. The coding region runs from base 1 to 3114 and encodes 1037 amino acids.
AUGGCGCCCAAGAAGAAGGGAAACAAGAGACAGGAGGAAGACUGGGAAGCCGACCUCGGCGAGUCCGCUCCCGCCGCCGCCGCCCCGCCGAAGACGCCCCCGCCGAGGAGGAAGCCCCGCAGGGCGAACAAGAAGGCGAAGAAGGGCAAGCCGGCCAACGAUUUCGUUGAGGGCGAGGACGCCGGCGCCGAGGAAGCCAACGGAGCCGCGGACUUCGCUAGCAAGCAGCCCGAAGAGGGUACCUUUGAUGAGGACGAUGUGUUUGCUGGAAAUGCGAAGCCGAAGAAGGCGGCGGCGGCUGCGAAGCCGGCUGAGGAAGAGGAGGAGGGUGGUUUCCGUGUGAAGUCGAAGAAGGAGAAGGAGAGGGAGAAGAAGGAGAGGGAGAAGCAGAGGAAGAAGGAACAGGCUGCGAAGAAGAAGACCGAGAAGCCCGAACCCACGAAGCCCGAGCCCGCUAAGAAGCAGGAGGCUGCUGCUGCUCCGGCCGCUGCGGCUGCUCCCGCCGCUCCGGAGACUGGUGGCAAGAAGAAGAAGAUCCCCGCGCAUUUGCUGGCUCUGCAGAAGCAGCAGGAGGCUCUCCGCCAACAGCGUGAGGAGGAAGAGCGGCUAGCAGCCGAGGAGGCCGCCGCGGAGGAGGCCAAGCGUCUUCGUGACGAGGAGGAGGAGAAGAAGAAGGAGGAGGCUCGUCAGAAGAAGAAGGAGAAGGAGAAGGAGAAGAAGGAGCAGCUUCGGAGGGAGGGCAAGCUGCUCACCAAGGCCCAGAAGGAAGCCAAGGAGCGCAACGAGCGGCGCAUGCAGCAGAUGCUUGCGGCCGGUGGCGCCGUCUCGGUGGCCGGUCUGGAGAGCGGCGGUGAGAAGAAGAAGCCCGUCUACGAGAACCGCAAGAAACGCGGCCCCAAGAAGCAGGAAGACGACCUGGAGGCUGCCGCUGCUCGUGCUAAGGCCCAGCGCGAGGCUGAGGAGGAGCGCCGGAAGAAGGAGGAAGAGGAGCAGAAGGCCAAGGCUGCUGCUGAGGCUGCUGCUGCCGCCGCCGCCGGCGGCGAGGAGAGCGACGUCGACGACUGGGAGAAGGCCGCCGAUGCUGACGAUGUGAAGGACAGCUGGGAUGCGGACAGCGACGCGGAAGAGGAGAAGCCGGCUGAGAAGGCCGAGGAGAAGGAUGAGGAGGACAGCGACGAGGACUCUGACGAGUCUUCUUCCGAAGAGGACUCCGAGGACGAGGAACAGUCCGCGGCACAGAAGGCUAUUGCCCUCCGGAAGGCCGAGGCGGCCGAGCGCAGGAAGAAGCAGCACGAGGAGGCUCUGGCAGCCCGCUCGAAGGACAACCUGCGUUCUCCUAUCUGCUGUAUUCUGGGUCACGUCGAUACGGGUAAGACCAAGCUGCUGGACAAGAUCCGUCAGACCAACGUCCAGGAGGGCGAAGCCGGUGGUAUCACGCAGCAGAUCGGUGCUACCUACUUCCCCGUCGAUGCCCUGCGCCAGAAGACCCAGGUGGUGAACAAAGACAACAACUUCGAGUUCAAGAUCCCCGGUCUCCUGAUCAUCGACACACCCGGUCACGAGUCCUUCUCCAACCUGCGUUCGAGAGGUUCGUCUCUUUGUAACAUUGCCAUCCUGGUGGUCGAUAUCAUGCACGGUCUCGAGCCGCAGACUCUGGAGUCGAUGCGCCUGCUCCGUGACCGCCGCACGCCCUUCAUCGUCGCGCUGAACAAGAUCGACCGUCUGUACGGCUGGAAGAAGAUCGACAACAACGGGUUCCAGGAGAGUCUGGCCAUGCAGAGCAAGGGCGUGCAGAACGAGUUCCGCACGCGUCUGGAACGCACCAAGCUGCUGUUCGCCGAGCAGGGUUUCAACUCCGAGCUGUUCUACGAGAACAAGUCCAUGGCCCGCAACGUCUCCCUCGUGCCCACCUCUGCCCACACUGGCGAGGGUAUCCCCGACAUGCUGAAGCUGUUGACCACCCUGUCCCAGGAGCGCAUGACCAACUCGCUGAUGUACCUGUCCGAGGUCGAGUGUACGGUUCUGGAGGUCAAGGUCAUCGAGGGUCUCGGUACCACCAUUGACGUCGUCCUGUCCAACGGUAUCCUCCGCGAGGGCGACCGGAUCGUGCUGUGCGGUCUGAACGGGCCGAUCGCGACGAACAUCCGAGCGCUGCUGACGCCGGCGCCUCUCAAGGAACUGCGUCUCAAGUCGCAGUACGUGCACAACAAGGAAGUCAAGGCCGCUCUCGGUGUCAAGAUCGCCGCCAACGACCUGGAGCAGGCCAUCGCCGGUUCCCGCCUGAUGGUCGUCGGACCCGACGACGACGAGGAGGACAUCGAGGAGGAAGUCAUGUCCGAUCUGGAGAACCUGCUCAGCAAGGUGUCGCGCGACCAGCGCGGUGUCAGCGUGCAGGCGUCGACCCUUGGAUCCCUGGAAGCUCUGCUUGAGUUCCUGCGCGUGUCCAAGAUCCCCGUGGCCAACAUCUCCAUCGGCCCCGUGUUCAAGCGCGAUGUCAUGAUGGCCGGAACCAUGCUGGAGAAGGCCAAGGAGUUUGCCGUCAUGCUGUGCUUCGACGUCAAGGUCGACAAGGAAGCCCAGGCCUACGCCGACGAGGUCGGCGUCAAGAUCUUCACCGCCGACAUCAUCUACCACCUCUUCGACGACUUCACCAAGCACAUGGCCGAGCUGACGGAGCGCAGAAAGGAAGAGAGCAAGAUGCUGGCUGUCUUCCCCUGCGUGCUCAAGACCGUCGCCGUCUUCAACAAGAAGGACCCCAUCGUCAUCGGUAUCGACGUUGCCGAGGGAAGUCUGCGCCUGCACACUCCUAUCGCUGCUAUCAAGGCCAACCCCGAGACUGGCGCCAAGGAAAUCAUCGAUCUGGGCAGAGUUGUCUCCAUCGAACGCGACCACAAGGCCAUCAACGUCUGCAAGAAGGGCCAACCGUCCGUGGCCGUCAAGAUCGAGGGCUCCAACCAGCCCAUGUACGGCCGUCAGCUCGAAGACAAGGAUACCCUGUACUCGCACAUCUCGCGUGCCAGUAUCGACACCCUGAAGGAGUUCUACCGCGCCGAUGUGUCGAUGGAGGAGUGGGGUCUCGUCAAGAAGCUCAAGCCUGUCUUUGACAUUCCGUAA